Molecule: messenger RNA, 294 nt
Organism: Funneliformis caledonium
Lineage: Eukaryota; Fungi; Glomeromycota; Glomeromycetes; Glomerales; Glomeraceae
Source: the annotation of a GenBank genome assembly
AUGUCUUCAUCAUUAUCAUCAAAUAUUUUUUCAUAUGAUUACUUAAUGUCUACUGAUCAUGCUAAAAAAAGAACAUUAUAUGUUUUAGCAUGCAAAAGUGCUCAGUAUAUUUUGCCUUAUAUUGAUCUCUCAAAGAAACAAACAAACACCCUAAGCAUCCUAAGUAUCCUAAGCACCCUAAGUAUCUUAAAUAGUUCUACUACACAAUUAGAUUCAGACAAAUGGAUUGAUAAAAAUGUAGUUACAGAGAUCCAUUUAGAUAUACUUGAUGAUAAUGAUACUUUACUUGAUUAA